This is a messenger RNA of Tilletiaria anomala UBC 951, 865 nucleotides long. RefSeq lists its product as uncharacterized. NCBI's taxonomy places the organism in Eukaryota, Fungi, Basidiomycota, Exobasidiomycetes, Georgefischeriales, Tilletiariaceae. The record is from RefSeq and is a predicted model, not a curated record. Bases 148 to 570 code for a protein of 140 amino acids. The transcript has a single exon.
CAGCGCCAGCCGCAUUUCUUGCUCACCUGGACCAGUUCUACAUUGGCGCCAAGGCACCAUGGGAUGGCGUGCCCCCUUGCAACGCUGACGCAGGCCUCGUCUUCAAGUUUUUAUUUGGCACAGGCGAGCAGGUCUUGACGUAUCUUGAUGCCGAAUACGCUGAGCGCAACUCUUCCUCCCUAUCUUACAGCUCUGUGCCCUGAUCUCGGCAUUAUCAGCGUGUUUCCUCGCACGGGGUGGCUCAGCUUUGUCGUCUUUGUUCUCGUGUAUGGCCAGUUCAUGGCACGCAGCGAUAACGGCAAAUUGGCUAUUGGUAUCAAUGCUACGCUGGCUGUUAUAUUUGCGCUCAUGUUUGUCUGUACACGCAUCUCCCAGUUCGGUAACUUAUCAACCGACUGCCUGCGGACGCCAGCGCAAAGCCAGCGUGCAGCCAGCGCCAACCGAUUUCUCUCCAGCGUUCAAAGCUUCUUGUACACCGUCAAGUACCCCACCUUCGCCGGCUUACGCCUUCACAAUGUCAGCCACAUUUGCCCUGCUCGUCCUCAUGCAGCCGAUCGCGGCUCUCAAUAGCCCCAAGUUUAUCGCCAGAACCAGAUAAGUGCUCUCGUCUUUGGGACGAAUACGCUGUUCUUUUAUGGCUUACAUUUUCCGCUGCUCAAAUUCGUCGGUGCUAUCGUGCUGAGCUCACCGUUGGCAAGGCCUCUCCCAGACCUGGACGGCGCUCCUAGCUUGCAGCUGGGCAUCGGCUUUUGGGCGAUCUGGAGUGCCACCACGGCUGCCUGCUUCUAUCUUUGCAAAGCUUUCGCUACUUUCAAAGCAUCUAGAAAUCCAAACUCUCUUUUGAGGGUUUUCUAGAUGCUAGAAC